Molecule: messenger RNA, 6039 nt
Organism: Nothoprocta perdicaria
Lineage: Eukaryota; Metazoa; Chordata; Aves; Tinamiformes; Tinamidae
Gene: MYO6
Product: myosin VI
Biological process (GO): actin filament organization; endocytosis; inner ear morphogenesis
Cellular component (GO): cytoplasm; ruffle; myosin complex
Molecular function (GO): ATP binding; actin filament binding; microfilament motor activity
Source: RefSeq, a predicted model, not a curated record
AGCUUAUAGUAUACUAAGAAAUAUUGGAUAGCCCCCAUGAUGGAUGACGGGAAGCCCGUUUGGGCUCCACACCCAACUGAUGGGUUUCAGAUGGGAAUGAUUGUGGACAUUGGCACUGACAACUUAACUAUCGAGCCUUUGAAUCAAAAAGGCAAGACUUUCCAGGCUGCUAUCAGUCAAGUGUUUCCUGCAGAAGAGGACAGUAAAAAGGAUGUGGAAGAUAACUGUUCCCUUAUGUACUUAAAUGAAGCCACUCUCCUUCACAAUAUCAAAGUUCGGUACAGUAAAGACAGAAUUUAUACCUAUGUAGCCAACAUUCUUAUUGCAGUGAAUCCAUAUUUUGAUAUACCUAAGUUUUAUUCCUCAGAAACCAUUAAAAAAUACCAAGGUAGAUCACUUGGGACGUUACCACCACAUGUUUUUGCAAUUGCUGAUAAAGCAUUUCGUGAUAUGAAAGUACUCAAGAUGAGCCAGUCCAUCAUAGUCUCUGGGGAAUCAGGAGCUGGAAAGACAGAAAACACUAAAUUUGUUUUGAGGUAUUUGACAGAAUCCUAUGGUACUGGCCAAGAUAUUGAUGAUAGAAUUGUAGAAGCAAAUCCCCUAUUAGAAGCCUUUGGAAACGCAAAGACUGUUCGCAACAACAACAGUAGCCGUUUUGGGAAAUUUGUAGAAAUUCACUUCAAUGAGAAGAAUUCGGUGGUUGGUGGAUUUGUAUCACAUUACCUUCUGGAGAAAUCUAGGAUCUGUGUGCAAGGCAAAGAAGAGAGGAAUUAUCAUAUCUUUUACAGGCUUUGUGCUGGUGCUCCAGAAGACAUUAGGCAAAAGCUAUUUUUAAGUUCUCCUGACAACUUUAGGUAUUUAAACCGAGGCUGUACCAGAUACUUUGCUAACAAAGAAACAGACAAGCAGAUCUUGCAAAAUCGGAAAAGCCCUGAGUACCUUAAAGCAGGUUCCUUGAAGGAUCCUCUCCUAGAUGAUCAUGGGGACUUCAACAGAAUUGGACUGGAUGAUGCAGAAAAGCUUGACCUUUUCAGGGUGGUGGCUGGUGUCCUUCACCUUGGAAAUAUUGAUUUUGAGGAAGCUGGGAGCACUUCAGGCGGCUGCACGCUCAAGAAUCGCAGCGGGCAGGCGCUGGAGUGCUGCGCGGCGCUGCUGGGCCUCGACGAGGACGACCUGCGCGUCAGCCUCACCACGCGCGUCAUGCUCACCACGGCAGGGGGCGCCAAAGGAACGGUCAUCAAGGUUCCCUUGAAAGUGGAACAAGCAAACAAUGCUCGUGAUGCCUUGGCUAAAACAGUGUACAGUCACCUCUUCGACCAUGUAGUGAACAGGGUAAACCAGUGUUUUCCAUUUGAGACUUCUUCUUUCUUCAUUGGAGUUUUAGAUAUAGCUGGGUUUGAAUACUUUGAACACAACAGUUUUGAACAAUUCUGUAUUAACUACUGUAAUGAAAAGCUGCAACAGUUUUUUAAUGAAAGGAUUCUGAAAGAGGAACAAGAACUUUACCAAAAAGAAGGCCUGGGGGUUAAUGAAGUGCACUAUGUAGAUAAUCAGGACUGUAUAGAUUUGAUUGAAGCGAAGUUAAUAGGUGUGCUAGAUAUUUUGGAUGAAGAAAAUCGACUUCCCCAACCAAGUGACCAGCAUUUUACUUCAGUUGUUCACCAAAAACACAAGGACCAUUUCAGACUCUGUAUUCCRAGAAAGUCUAAAUUGGCUGUUCACAGAAACAUCAGAGAUGAUGAAGGCUUUAUUAUCCGGCAUUUUGCAGGAGCAGUGUGCUAUGAGACGACGCAGUUUGUGGAGAAGAAUAAUGAUGCUUUGCACAUGUCCCUUGAAUCUCUUAUAUGUGAGUCCAAGGACAAGUUUGUUCGACAGCUCUUUGAAUCUAAUACCACCAACAACAAGGAUCCGAAACAGAAAGCAGGGAAACUUAAUUUCAUCAGUGUUGGAAACAAAUUCAAGACUCAGUUAAAUUUGCUUCUUGAGAAGCUCCACAGUACUGGAUCAAGCUUUAUUCGCUGCAUCAAACCCAAUUUAAAGAUGACAAGUCACCAUUUUGAAGGAGGACAGAUCCUCUCUCAGCUCCAGUGUUCAGGAAUGGUGUCUGUUUUGGACUUAAUGCAAGGUGGUUUCCCUUCACGAGCUUCAUUUCAUGAACUCUAUAAUAUGUACAAGAAAUAUUUGCCUGAAAAAUUGGCUCGAUUGGAUCCUAGGUUGUUCUGCAAGGCACUAUUUAAAGCCUUAGGAUUGAAUGAAAUAGAUUACAAAUUUGGGUUAACCAAGGUGUUUUUUAGACCUGGCAAGUUUGCAGAGUUUGAUCAAAUAAUGAAGUCAGAUCCGGAUCAUUUAGCAGAGCUAGUUAAACGAGUCAAUCACUGGCUUAUCUGCAGUCGCUGGAAAAAAGUUCAGUGGUGUUCUCUCUCUGUGAUAAAAUUGAAAAACAAGAUAAAAUACCGAGCUGGAGCCUGCAUUAAAAUACAAAAGACUAUUCGAAUGUGGCUUUGCAAGAGAAAGCACAAGCCGCGAAUUGAUGGCUUGGUAAAAGUGCGUACGCUGAAAAAGAGACUUGAUAAGUUUAAUGAAGUGGUAAAUGCUCUGAAGGAGGGGAAGGCAGAGACAAGCAAGCAGGUCAAGGAGCUGGAAUAUUCCAUUGAUGCUUCAAUGACCAAAAUUAAGACCACUAUAAUGACAAGAGAACAGAUACAGAAAGAAUAUGAUGCUCUAGUUAGAAGCUCUGAGCAGCUUCUGAGUGCUCUGCAGAAAAAGAAACAGCAAGAGGAAGAAGCAGAGAGGCUGCGACGCAUUCAGGAGGAAAUGGAAAAAGAAAGGAGGAGACGUGAAGAGGAGGAGCAACGCCGAAGAAAGGAAGAAGAGGAAAGGCGUUUGAAAUCAGAGAUUGAGGCAAAGAGAAAACAGGAAGAGGAAGAGAGGAAAAAGAGGGAAGAGGAAGAAAAACGUAUGCAGGCUGAAAUUGAGGCUCAGCUUGCCAAAGAACGUGAAGAAGAAACACAGCACCAGGCGGUUCUUGAACAGGAGCGUCGUGAUCGUGAACUUGCCAUGAGAAUUGCCCAGAGCGAGGCAGAGCUCAUAAGUGAUGAGGCACAGCUGGAUUUAGGAUUGCGGAGAGCCAAUGGAACAAAGCCACAAAUGACUGCGGAACAAAUGGCCACAGAAAUGUCAGAAAUAUUGUCUAGGGGUCCUUCAGUUCAAGCGACAAAAGCUGCUGCUGGUACUAAGAAGCAUGAUCUCAGUAAGUGGAAAUAUGCAGAGCUCCGUGAUACAAUCAAUACAUCCUGUGACAUUGAACUGCUGGCAGCUUGCAGAGAAGAGUUUCACAGGCGCUUGAAGGUUUAUCACGCUUGGAAAUCCAAGAACAAGAAGCGCAAUGCAGAAACAGAACAGCGUGCCCCCAAAUCAGUCACCGACUAUGCUCAACAGAACCCAGCAGCCCAGCUCCCGGCGAGGCAGCAGGAGAUGGAAGCUAACCGGCAGCAGCGGUAUUUCCGCAUCCCCUUCAUCCGCCCCAUGGACCAGUACAAGGAUCCCCAGAACAAGAAGAAGGGCUGGUGGUACGCGCACUUUGACGGGCCCUGGAUUGCCCGCCAGAUGGAACUGCACCCGGACAAGGCCCCCAUUCUCCUUGUAGCUGGUAAGGACGAUAUCGAGAUGUGCGAGCUUAACCUUGAAGAGACUGGCUUAACGCGCAAGCGAGGGGCUGAAAUUUUGCCGAGGCAGUUUGAAGAGAUCUGGGAGCGCUGCGGGGGCAUCCAGUACCUGCAGAAGGCCAUCGAGAGCAGGCAGGCUCGUCCCACCUACGCCACUGCCAUGCUGCAGAACCUCCUGAAAUAGGCGCCGCCGGGCCGGCCCCCUCGCCCGCCACACAAAGGGAAGAGCCGCCCUGCGCUCCGUAUUCGGGCUAGACGUGCUUACCAUAAAGUGAACAGGUUUUCUAAAUCAUGUGGAUUGAUCAUUUGUACUUUCUGAGGUUUCAUUUGUGUAGUGAGCUUACUAGCUACGUGGCUCUUGCAGAAGUUUCGGUCAUUGCAGUUUGUUGUAUUCUGUUUAGAAGUUGCGUUGUCUUCACAAGUUUCUGUCGUGGCUCUUCACGUGCUGUACCUGGGGCACGUGGUGCAGAGAACUGCAUUGCAACCACCUCUUUGCAAAAUCCCUCUUUAACACACUGACUAUCUGGCUUUAAGUGGUGGCCUAGUAAAGAGGAUAUGUUGGAAUUGUGAGGCCUUAGCUUUGACUUCUGUUCCUGAGAAGUUGGAGUAUACUUUUUUUUUAUGAUCUGAGACAUUUUAUGUCCUGAUUUGAAAACUGUUUCGUGUCUGUAUUUACUGACUUUUUCAGAAACUGAUGGGAAAUCCUCUUAGACUCAUGAAUUCCUGCUUAAAUGCAUCCUCUGUCUUGGCUAAAGAGAAAUGUUUUUCUGUACAUUCUGGGAAGAGUGUUGAUACAUGUCAAUACAUAUAAUAUUGGAGGUACUCAAAGAAUGUACUGCUCACUAGGGCUUAUACCACUUUUCUCUUAGGGAUUUUUAUUUUUAAGUACAGAUUUCCACUAGAUUUUUUUUUUUUUGGACCAAAUCUCCAUUAGGAAUUCUCAGAUGUUUCAUUUAUCCAGGUAGUGUAAUUUAAAUAUAUUAUGCAAAAUUGUCCAAGGUUUAUAGCUGGAGGCAUGUAAGAUUAAGGAUAGCAUAAGGGAAGUAUGUUUAAUUUUUUGGUGGUAGYGUAAGAACUGAACGUUGAGGUCUGAGCCUCAACCAUCCUUUUUAUUUUAAUUCUAAUGAGAUGCACAAAGUCUGCAACUUCUCUUAGAGUGUGUAAAAAUCCAGCCAAUAACGUAAUGCACCACCUAAAUGCUCUGUGCUGAUUGAAGUAGCUACAGUUUUAGUAUACUGGAAUUCCGUAGUGAUUCAGACACUGAUCUUUACCUAAUAUCUUCUGUCAGGUUUCAUAGUUUGUAAGUUUCCUUAUUUAUCAGUAAGAGUUUUUGUGGACAGGAAUUAUUAAUUUCAUACAGUUAUUAAGAAUCAUUCACUUACAUGGGUCUUUCACCAUGAUGGCCAUAUUUCAACAAAUGAAAUGUGAUAGUUAUAAUCUUUCCAGUAAGAUUGAACUAUAAAAUAAGUAGCUUGAUGUCCAAUUAAAUAUUCAACCCGAUUGAAAAAUGAGGUUUGGUUCUACAGAGUUACGAAGUUUGUUGGCACUAACUCAUUUCCUCUCAGUUUGAAACGUUUUGGAAACUCUAGUCUUUGAAUGCAUACAUAGACUUUAUUAUUAAUUUUCCAGAGGUGACAGUUCUGUAGCACAGUCAGAGGAAGCUGUUGAUGCUCGUGUUCUUGCUGACCUUAGAUCGUGCCUGCAUGCCACAGUCUGCCUGUUGUUCAAGUUGCACUCCUWUAUAUAUAUUAUAUGUAUGUGUAUAAAUUACUUCAUAUAUAUGAAGACAAUUGAGUAAUGCACUAACUCUGUAUCCAGGGAGUUGUGGCUUUCCUGAACUGUGUGUUUGCAAAGUGGGUCUCGCUGUGUAGCCAGUACUUGCAACCCARCAGAGACAUCUUCCCUAUAACCCACGCACGCUCCUCACUGAGGCACUGGUGUUUGGCUGCGAGGGGAGGGAUGUGGCAUCUGGCUGCUGCACGGACCUGUGCGAUGUUGUGUGGGGUUAAAGGUGCUACGUGAGUAGCUUCAUCCCUGCUUCGUGCUACCGAGUUGGAAACCAAGUCUUGGAACUUCUGGUCUUUCUSUGUAAAUUCUUUUUUUUUAAAUAUCGGCACUGCAAGAAACUAUGGCCAUGAAUGUUGGGCACAAGGAAGAAUCUUGAGCACUGAACUGAUAGGGCUGAGGAGCUUCACCCYGUUUGUGUUUAUCUGCAUGGAGGGUCUUGUCUUGCUGUGUUCACUGCAGUACAGUCUCUUGUGUGCACCUGGGGGGAACCUACAAAAGAAGUCCAGUCUGUUGCACUGAGCAUGUCAGUAUUUCCUUGACGCAGACUGUUUCUUCAUAGUAAGUUACCAGCAGGUAGACGUCAAGA